Molecule: messenger RNA, 1476 nt
Organism: Auanema sp. JU1783
Lineage: Eukaryota; Metazoa; Nematoda; Chromadorea; Rhabditida; Rhabditidae
Source: the annotation of a GenBank genome assembly
AUGGCGAAAAAUCGCCGACGCUGCUUCUUUGAUGUUGCCAUCGAUGGCAGAGACGCUGGCAGAAUAGUAUUCGAGCUGUUUGAUGAACUAGCUCCAAAAACAUGUGAGAACUUCCUCCAGCUAAGCAGUGGUAAAGCUGGAAACAGUAAGAAAUCGGGAAAACCACUUCAGUACAAGGGUUCAACUUUCCACAGAGUCAUCAAAGAUUUCAUGAUUCAAGGUGGUGAUUUCACUCAUGGCAAUGGAACCGGUGGUGAGUCCAUAUACGGAGAAAUGUUCGAUGAUGAAGAUUUCACUGAAAGACACGAUGUACCCUUUUUGCUUUCCAUGGCUAAUAAGGGUCCUAAUACAAACGGAUCUCAAUUUUUCAUUACUACUAAACCCGCCCCGCACUUGAAUGGCAAACAUGUAGUCUUCGGCAAGGUUGUUUCUGGCUCAGAAGUUGUCACUCAAGUUGAACUUCUCAAAGUUGACGCGAAAAGCAGACCUCUAGCUGAUGUUAUAAUUAUUAAUAGCGGAGAGUUAGUCCGCAAGAAGAAUGUUAGAGCUUCAAGUGAAAGUGACAGUAGCUCAUCAUCCGAUGAAGAUGAAAAAUCUCAUAAGAAAAGAAGCAAGAAGAAAGACGAAGACGAAAAAGAGAACAACGCUGUCGAUGAAAUUCAGGUUUCUACUAUUCAAGCAUCAGAUCUCCCACCUGAGCCUUCUAACCAACAUUCGUUCCUAAUGAGAAGAUCAAAAACUCCGGAAGGAAAAAGACGGCAAAAUGAUAACAGAGAUUAUCGUGAUAGAAACAGGGAACGCGACAGAGACCGUGAUCGUGAAAGAGACCGUGAUCGCGAUCGUGAACGCGACAGAGAUCGUGACAGGGACCGUGAUCGUGAUCGUGAUCGUGAUCGUGAUAGAGACCGUGACCGUAACAGGGAUCGGGACCGUGAUCGUGAUCGCAGACACCGUGACAACAGUAGAAGCAGGGACCGUAGUCGUGAAAGAGAACGUAGCCGUGAUCGUGAUCGCAGUCGACGAGGAAGAUCCAGAAGUCCAAGAAGAAGCAGUAAUAGAGAUAGGGAUCACAAGAGCCAUUCUGGGAGAGAUAAAGAUAAUGACAGAGAUGUCCGGAGAUCUGAUGUCAAAAUUAAGGGAAGAGGUCAACUUCGUUUCACACGUAUGGACAGAAGCUCAACACCACCUCAUUGGCGCAGAGAACAGAAUAAACUGAUGACUUUGGAUCAGCUUCAUACAAAGAGGGAAGAAAUGGGCGGAGGAAGUACUGUGGUUAAGGCUAUGCCUGGCAGUCAUGCUGAUGCCAAUGAAGAUAAAGUGGAGGAAGACAAGCCUGAAGAAGAUAAGGAAGAGGUUGAAGAUGCUCCUGAGCUAGAUGAUGCUCCAGAGCUUGAUGAUGCUCCAGCGUCCGAGGGUGCUCCCGCUUCUGAUAAAGAAGCUUCACCCGCUCCCUCUGCUGAGAAUAAUGACGAUUAA